AUGGCCAAUCGUCUGAAGCUGAUAUUGCCGGAACUAGUUUCGGUUACUCAAGCAACAUUUAUUCAAGGACGACUCAUCUCUGACAACAUCUUGGUAGCACACAAACUUGUCCAUGCCCUCAACUCUAUGAAUAAGUGCUCUGAAGAGCACCUUGCGAUAAAGACGGAUAUUUCCAAGGCCUUUGAUAGAUUUGAGUGGUCCUUCUUACGAGAUUCGCUGACUGUUCUGGGUUUCUCAAAUAGCUGGAUUAAUCUGAUCAUGAGUUGUGUUGAGUCAGUUCAGUAUCAAGUGUUGAUAAAAGGCAUUCCUUAUGGUGAUAUCAAACCGACCAGGGGUAUAAGACAGGGAGAUCCACUGUCUCCAUACCUCUUCAUUUUAUGUUCAGAAAUGUUGGUCAGGAUGCUUCAGCAAGCUGAAGGGGAAGGUAAGAUCACCGGUUUAAAGAUUCCUAUGGACAGAAGAGAAACCAUCAAAAGCUUGACUGGGAUAACGGAGGAGGGAGGAGACGGAUUUUAUUUGGGAUUACCUGAAGCUUUUGGAGGUUCAAAGAUUGCUAGCUUGAAUUACUUAAAGGAGCGUUUCAGUCAGAAGAUUUCAGGCUGGCAGCAUCACUUUCUAUCUCUUGGUGGGAAAGAGGUUCUCCUCAAGGCGGUAGCAAUGGCUCUACCAACUCAUGCAAUGACCUGUUUCAAGGUACCAAAAGCGAUAUGCCAGCAAAUGAUUUCGAUCAUGGCUGAUUUUUGGUGGGCUAAUAAGAAAGACUCAAGAGGAAUGCACUGGAAAUCAUGGGAACAGCUUAGUAAACCGAAACAGGAGGGCGGACUUGGCUUCAAGGAUAUCGAGGCUUUCAAAAUUGCUCUGUUGGGGAAGCAGCUCUGGAGAAUGUUAACAAAGCCAAAUACCUUAAUGGCAAGAGUCUUCAAAAGCCGAUUUUCAGUUCGAGAUCUAAUGGUAGUGUCUAGAAAGGGGUGGAAAAGAGACAUUCUGGAUCUGCUUUUCUCGGAGGAGGACAUGAGUUUGAUGGAAGACCUUAGACCUAGUGGUAAGAACAGAUCUGAUGGAUACGCAUGGGAUUAUGCCCGAACCGGAAACUAUUCGGUGAAGUCGGGGUAUUGGGUUCUUACUCAGGUGAUUCAAGCAAGGAAAGGUCUCCAGGAAGUCAACCAACUUAGUCUCAAUCCACUGAUACAUCAGGAGGAAUCUAUCAAUCAUCUCCUUUUUCAAUGCUCUUAUGCCCGACAAGUGUGGGCGAUAUCUCCUAUUUCGGCCCCGCAAGGUGGAGAAUGGGUCGAUUUACUCUACACAAACAUGUACUAUGUUUUGAAUAUCAAGUCUCAACAUCCUCAGCUUGAAGGUUUGGAUAUCAUUGUUCCUUGGUUACUAUGGAGGAUUUGGAAAGCAAGAAAUGAUUAUAUCUAUGGUGGCAAGGAUUUUGAUACUAGUGAAACUCUGACGAAAGCCUUGGAGGAUGUUGAGGAAUGGAGAACAAGGAAAGAGCAUGAGGAGCAUAAAGAAUAG
Messenger RNA from Camelina sativa (false flax), 1518 nucleotides. The record is from RefSeq and is a predicted model, not a curated record. Lineage: Eukaryota; Viridiplantae; Streptophyta; Magnoliopsida; Brassicales; Brassicaceae.